Messenger RNA from Zea mays, 669 nucleotides. RefSeq names its product glutathionyl-hydroquinone reductase YqjG. Bases 1 to 669 code for a protein of 222 amino acids. The record is from RefSeq and is a predicted model, not a curated record. Lineage: Eukaryota; Viridiplantae; Streptophyta; Magnoliopsida; Poales; Poaceae. The transcript has 4 exons. Gene Ontology annotation, molecular function: RNA binding; glutathione transferase activity. Gene Ontology annotation, cellular component: cytoplasm.
AUGAUUGCGCGGUCGGCGCUGGACGAGGUCACCUACACGGGCGACUUCGACCGGUCGCCAUCCACCUUCCGGAGCUCCGUUUCUAGGGACGGGCGGUUCCCCACCGUGGCAGGGCGGUACCACCUCUACGUCUCGUACGCGUGCCCCUGGGCAUCCCGGUGCCUCGCCUUCCUCAAGCUCAAGGGCCUCGACCACGCCAUCGGCGUCACGGUCAUGAAGCCCAUCUUCGAGCGGACCAAGGAGAGCGACGAGCAUCUGGGCUGGGUGUUCCCCGCCGUCGCCGACGAGGAGCCCGGCGCCGAGCCCAACCCUCUCAACGGCGCCUGGAGCGUGAGGGAGCUCUACGAGAUUGCCAGCUCCAACUACGCCGGGAAGCCAACCAUCCCCGUGCUGUGGGACAAGCAGCUGAAGACGGUGGUGAACAACGAGAGCUCCGAGAUCAUCCGGAUGCUCAACGCCGAGUUCAACGGCAUCGCCAGGAACCCCGGGCUGGACGAGUUCUUAUUUCUGUUCCUAUUGGAACUAAGUGCUUUUGGAUUUGUCAAAUUUCGCUACCUUGAGGAUGCUACAGUUGCCAAGCGCGAGAUGAAUCAUCAAGUCAUUGGUGGUCGAGAAAUUUCAAUAGUUUAUGCGAGGAGAAUCAAAAAACGCCACAAGAAAUGUGCAUGA